This is a messenger RNA of Caenorhabditis angaria, 4044 nucleotides long. The record is from the annotation of a GenBank genome assembly. NCBI's taxonomy places the organism in Eukaryota, Metazoa, Nematoda, Chromadorea, Rhabditida, Rhabditidae.
AUGUCUGAAGAUGAUCCAAAUCAUGGAAUUAUAGGAUGUUUACCCAAUGUUGUCGACCCAAUUCACGUGGAAGAACUUCGAUCGCUGGUGAAAAAUGUUCGAGAAAUAUACAGUUCGACUCCAAGUGAAACUAUCAUUGAAAUAUCUUUCUUGAGAUAUUCUCGUUUGCUUCAUUUAUACCAGGAGCAACCAAAUCUUCUCGAUUCACUUAUUCCAGAAUUAAUUGAUAUUUUAGUGAAUAAUGUUGAACUAAUUGAAAAUUUAUCAGAUGUUUCAAGAGCUUCUUUAAAAUACAUAUCGGAAUUAUGUAUUGUUCGAGGAAGAAAAACAAUUGUUCGAUUACUUCCUCACCAAGUUACACUUCUUGAGCCGCUUUUACGAACACUGGAAUUUUAUGAAAAAUCUAAAAUAUCUGAUCAUUCGCAAAGAAAUGUGUUAUUGUUAUGGUUAUGGAUUGUAGUUCGAAACCCAUUUGAUUUGAGAAGGUAAAUUAUCGAUUUAUCAGACACAAGAAUAGUUACCAUAUAUUUCAGAUUUGAUCCAACUGGCGAUCCAAAUAAUGUUAUAACUCGAAUUAUGAAUAUUGCACUUGGAUAUAUGAAAUGGGAUUGGAAUACAAGUCAAUAUUCAGCAUCUCUUGUUAUUUCACAAUGUCUUUCAAGAACUGAUGGAAUUCCAAAAAUAUCACAAUUUUUGGACAAUCUUCUUGAUUCUAUUAUAUUACACGAAUCUGAUAGAAAACUAUUAUUAGCUGAUCUUCUUAUAUUGCUUGCAAUUCUAAAACACGUUGAUCGAUCAAAUCUUGUUCCACAUCUUGAAAAAAUUUAUAAUAAGAUCGAUUUUCUAUAUCCAAUUGAUGAAAAAAGAGGAAGUUUGAUUGGAAAAUGUUUAGUGAAAGUUGUGCAGAGAAUUGGUUUAAUUGCUUUGAAACCAAGAAAUUGUAAAUGGAGUUAUCAAAGAGGAAAACGAUUAUUAGAUAAUAUGUUAAAUGAUCAUCAAAUGGAUAUUCCAACAACUUCGAAUGAUGAAAAUAUGACAGAAUGGAAUGAUGAAGAUGGUUUAGAAUAUCCUGGAAUUGUUAGUUUUUCUUUGUUUUUAGAGAACGUUUUUUGAUUUUAAUAACAAAUAUUUUGCAGAUUGAAUGGUCUUUAUUCCAUAUUUUAACAUCAUUGUCUAAUUCUGAAACAUCAGUUCGAUGGUCGGCAGCAAAAGGAAUUGGAAGAAUAACAAUGAGAUUACCAAAUGCUGAUUUUGCAUUGCAAGUAAUUCAACAAAUAAUUGAUGGACAUUUUGGAGAAACUGGACAAUAUUCAUCUUGGCAUAGUCAUGGAGCAUGUUUAGCAAUUGCUGAAUUAGCUCGACGUGGUGUAUUACUUCCAUCUUUAUUAGAAACUGUUAUUCCUGCUAUUGAAAAUGCAUUAGUAUUUGAAGAUUUAAUGGGAGUUCAUCAAAAUGGGAAUCAAGUUCGAGAUGCUGCUUGUUAUGUUAUUUGGGCAUUUGCAAGAACUUAUGAUCCAACUAUUAUGGCGAAAUAUCUCAAUAAUUUAGCUAGCUCAUUGGUAAUUUUCUUUUGAAAAUUGUAUUUUUAAUAAUAAUUUUAGAUGUGUUGUGCACUUUUUGAUCGAGAAGUCAAUUUGAGACGAGCUGCUUCAGCUGCAUUUCAAGAACUUGCUGGAAGACAAAAAAAUGUGCCAAAUGGUAUUACACUUUUAACAUUGGUCGACUAUUUUGCUGUAACAAAUCGACAGAAAUGCUAUGAAGAAAUUUGUGUAAAUGUUGCACAAUUUGAAACAUAUUCGCAAUCAAUUUUGGAUCAUCUUAUUAAUAAAAAAGUUAGUUUUCUGAUGGGUGAUGCGGGUAGAAAAAUAGGAAAAAGCAAAACGUUUAUUUCGCACUGAAAUAUCCGAUUCAGAAAAUUUCAAAAAAAUGUUUUACUCAUUUUUUAAGGUUAUUCAUUGGGAUGAGAAAAUUCGAGAACAAGCUGGACAAGCAUUGGAAAAUAUUUGUAAAGUUCACAAUUUUGACAAGUUUUGCUUGGACAUACUUGAUGUUUUUGUUGAAAAAUGUGUUGAGAAUUCAACAUCUCCGGUAAGAAAAUUUUCAUUUUCUUGUUCCAAAUUUUUUCAUAAUUUAAAUUUUAGAUUCAUCGACAUGGUUUUCUAAUUGCAACUGGUCAUAUUGUUAAAGCACUUUCUUUUCGAAAAACAUCGAUUCCUGAAAAUAUUCAACAAAAACUUGCAGAAAUUCCAAUAAUUUUAAAAUCACAUACAGAUCGACUUUCUCAAGUUGGUUCAAUUAUUCGAAAAUCAGUUUGUCGAUUUAUUAAAUUAGUUAGUGAAGCGAAUUUGAAAUUAUCAACAAAUGAAAUGUGGAUCGAAAGAAUUUUGAUGUUUUUGAGAGAUACAAAUGAACAAAUUCGAGAAUUGGCAAAAAAUGCAGCAAAAGUAUAUGUUGAAUAUCAUUUAUUAGAUAAUCAACAAAAAAUUAAUUCAAUUCUCAAUUUAUGUUUGACAACGGUUAGUUAAAUAUUAUAUCUAUUAUCUAUUCAUACUUAAAUUAACCACGUUUUGCAGUUAUCUUCUGGACACGAUGAAAAUGAACGAAUUGGAAUGUGUAUGAUUUCUGAAAUUCUUCCACUUAAUAACGAUGUUUUCGAUGCAAUUUGUAAUACAAUUUUGAAACCGAAAGCAACUGAUUUGAAAUGGGCAACUGCUCGAAAACACGCAAUUCUUGCAAUUUGCUCAUUUUCGAUAUCAUGUUCUGCUGAAAAAUUUGAAGAAAUAUCUGGAAAGCUAUUUGAUACUCUUUAUAAAGCAAUGAAUGAUUAUACAACAAGUGCAAAAGGAGAUAUUGGAAGAUAUGUAAGUAUUUAGAAACAUAUUCUAUUUAAAAAAUGAUUUUGUUUAGGUUCGAGAAUCAAGUAUGUUAGCUCAAUAUCAAAUAUUAAUAAAUGCAAAUUGUUGUGAUGAAAUACUUGAUGAACAUGUUAUUCAAUGUAUUCGAAAUAUGAUUCAACAAAGUGCUGAAAGAAUUGGAAGAACUCGAGAAACAUCUUGUUUUUGUAUUAAACAAUUGAUUGAAUCUGAAAAAUGUGGAAGAAGAAUUGCGAAUGUUGAAAUACUUCGAAAUAUUUAUCAAGAACCGCAUGAUUUUAUACAAGACAGCAAACUUUUUGAUUUGAAGCCGAUUUUGGAAAAAUGUCCAGAAUAUUAUGAAAAUAUUUUAUUAGGAAUUGUUGUAUCUGGUGGAGGAUUGAGUGAAGGAACUGAAAAAACUGCCAGAAAAUUAUUAUUGGAACAUCAAAGAAGUAUUUGUAAUGAUAAAAUGGUUAGUCAAAAAAAGGAAAGGGGAUGUUUUUGGAAUUUGCUGAAUUCAGAAAUUUAUGAAAAAAAAAAGUUUGAAAAUUUCAGAUUUUUAAUGAAAAUAAAUUGAUCCAUAUUUAAUGUUUUUCAGAAAUUCGAUCGAUUUUUGGAAACUUGUUGCCGAUUAUUCCGAAAAUCACAAAAAGGAAUUCGAAUAACAAACAGUUUUAUGCAAGUUUUACCACAAAUAUUUGGAAAUCUUGGAGAAGUUUAUGAAGAAAUUCCCGAAAAAUCUGAAGCUAUUGUGGAAAUUGUUGAAAUCAUGAGAACUGUAAGUUUUUUUCGGAUUUUGAAAAUUUUAUUUAAAAAAAAUUGUAUUUUUAGGUUUCUGAAAAUAGUCCGCAGGUUUCACGUCAACGUUUACUUAUUGAUUGCCUUGCUGAACUUUUGAAUUGUGGAAAAAAUAGUCAAAUCUAUCGAAAAGCCAGAAAAAUAGUUGGUUUUUUUUUUUAAAUUUUCAACCUCUCAUACAAGUAAUUUUCAGAUUCUGGAAUCACUUGUUAAUUUAAAACCGGUUUUACGAAAACUUGCUGCCGAAAAAUUAUAUGAGCAUUUGUGUUGUGCGGAAGAAGUUGAUGAAUUGGUUCUUGAAUUGCUUUCGACUACAAAUUGGCAGGAUGAAUGUUGUGAAAUUGAAGAUCUUGAAAAAACGGCUGAAAAAAUUGCGAAAAAUUUGGCAUGA